Messenger RNA from Funneliformis mosseae, 1413 nucleotides. The record is from the annotation of a GenBank genome assembly. Lineage: Eukaryota; Fungi; Glomeromycota; Glomeromycetes; Glomerales; Glomeraceae.
AUGUCAACUAAACUUUUGAUCAUUAGUAGUUCUCGAAUUCUUUUCCCAGACUCGAUUGAAACUACACCUGGUACAAUUGAAAUCGAUAAAAUUACAGGAAAAAUCAUAAAAGUUCAUUCUUUUAAAGCAUCAAUUAACGAUUAUAAUGAUCAGAAUCAAUUUUUUGACGUUGGAAAUAACGUUAUCAUGCCUGGUGUAAUUGACGCCCAUGUACAUUUAAAUGAACCUGGCAGAACUGAUUGGGAGGGAUUUGAAAGCGGAACUAAAGCUGCAGCAGCUGGUGGUGUAACAACUGUGAUUGAUAUGCCAUUGAAUUCAAUCCCUCCUACUACGAAUGUUCAUAAUUUACAAGAAAAGAUUCGUGCUGCACAAGGAAAAUGUUGGGUGGAUGUCGGAUUUUUUGGCGGUAUAAUACCAGAAAAUGAGAAUGAUCUAGUUCCGUUAGUAAAGGAAGGUGUAAAAGGAUUUAAAUGUUUUUUGAUCGAUAGUGGGGUUGAAGAAUUUCCUCGUGUAAACGAACAAGACGUUCGAAAAGCAUUCGAAAAAUUGCAGGGGCAAAAUUCAUUUGUCAUGUUUCAUGCAGAAAUGGAAGGAAACAAUACUAAUAUUCACCAAACAGAAUUAAAAGAAUAUUAUGAACAAAUUCCACCUAAAAAUUAUGAAAAAUUUUUAUUGAGUAGGCCACAAUCACUUGAAGUAAAUGCUAUAUCAUUAGUAAUAGAUCUUGCCAAGCAAUAUAAAAAUAUAAGAACUCAUAUUGUACAUUUAUCAGCUUCAGAUGCUAUACCAUUAAUUAAACAAGCUAAAUCUGAUGGGAAUAAUUUAACAGUGGAAACUUGCUUUCAUUAUUUAUGUUUAACUGCUGAGGAAAUACCUAAUGGAGGAACAGAAUUUAAAUGCUGCCCUCCUAUUCGCGAAAAAAGUAAUCGGGAGAAACUUUGGCAGGCGUUGUUGGAUGGAACUAUUGAUUAUGUAGUAUCAGAUCAUUCACCGUGUACAGCCGAAUUAAAGAGAUUUAAUGAUAAAGAGGAAGAAAGAGAUUUCAUAAAAGCUUGGGGUGGCAUUUCAACAUUACAAUUUGGGUUGCCGUUAUUAUGGACUGAGGCAAAAAACAGAGGUGUCAGUUUAAACCAAUUAACCACUUGGUUAUCAAAGAAUACUUCAAAGCAAGUUGGAUUACAGGAUCAAAAAGGUGAAAUUAAAGUUGGGUUUGAUGCCGAUUUGGUAAUUUGGAAUCCCGAAGAAAAAUUUGAAGUUACAAAUGAUAUCAUUCAUUUUAAAAAUAAAGUAACUCCAUAUCUUGGUAGACAAAUUUUUGGUGUUGUACAUAAAACUAUUGUUAGGGGGAAAAUUGUAUAUGACAAAAACGAUGGUGGACUUGUUAAUAUUCCUUAUGGCGAAUUUUUGAUUUAA